AUGUUAUGGGACUCCCGCUCUUCAGCCACACAGAGGGUGAUGGUAGACUACCUCAAGAAACUUACUAAUGCGGUGGAGGACAUUCUGAUGACCAUUCGGGCCAUGAGCGCAAAUAAGGCUAAUGUGUUCCUGCAUAUUUCGGCCUCCCACAUCUUUCAGUUUCCUUUGGUGCUGCAAUCAGAGCUGAUACUUGCAGCAAGGUCCUAUGCGUGGACUGACCGCUUGCAUUCUGAACCCAGAACUGGCCACCUAAAUCAACUAAACAUCAAAACCUACAAAUCCCUCAAAAAUCGUAAUUAGCAUAGACUAUAGUUUUCGUUAUUUCCUGAAUCAUUUUUUCAUGUUGGAGCAGAUGAGAUCAUCCGGUGUUGGCAGAAAGUGACCCAGACAUUCAGUCCUUCCCGUCCCUCAUAAUGUGAUCCCUUAAAUCAGCUACUAGAGGCAUUUGUACAAACCACCUCCUCCUAUAUUGUCCUAAAUACCAACAGUGUGUAUGGAAAUAUUUUAUUGGAUGCAAUUCAAGUGGAUAUUGGGCCUUCAAUUUAUCCACAAUACACUAUCUGCAACCUGAGACCUACUGGUCCAAACAACACAAAAGUAAUCGUUGCUGCUGCGUACCGGACCAUGUUGUCAUCCUCAGAAUUCUAUUAUUUGGAUCGGGCAUUGUGUGACUUUCUUGGAUAUUGA
Jatropha curcas is the source of this 687-nucleotide messenger RNA. The record is from RefSeq and is a predicted model, not a curated record. NCBI's taxonomy places the organism in Eukaryota, Viridiplantae, Streptophyta, Magnoliopsida, Malpighiales, Euphorbiaceae.